CUAGCUCCCGCAGAGCGCGCGCUUCCGUCGGCCCCGGGGACGCAGGAUAGAAACCCGGGGCGCAGCAGCCCUGGGAAGUUCUGCGCGCGGGGCGCUGGCCUGGGGGAUGGAGAGGUCCCAGGAUGGAGUCCAGGACUCCACAGAGCUUAGAGGUUGAGGAGGGCGAGAGAGGCGCCAACCAAAGAAACUGAGAAGCAGCGAACAGAGAGAUACCAGGAGGCCAAAUGUUUGGAGUAUAAAGGGAGCAAUCAGCUAAGUCGAUUGUCGCAAAUAAGUGAAUUAAGGCGUGAAAGUUUUAUCACGUACCCGACCUGAGAACACUUUCAAAGGCACUAAUCCCGUAGAGCGGACUCUGCUCCUUGCCCAGUACCUCGAAGGGCCCAGCUGGUGAUCCCCUCACUCAGGAGUGAGCUUCAGCCUGUGCAUUUGGGAGACACAAACCUUCAGAUCACAGCAGUCAUGUUGUAUUUUGGCUUCCAGACAAGCUGCAGGGAUUCCAGGGAUUGCUCCAACUGAAGAAAAAGAUGGCAAUCUUCCCGAUAUCUUGACCAGUGGAAGUCUGCAUGAGUUCCUGGUCCAUCUGCACGAGAGAUGCGGGCCUGUGGGCUCUUUCUGGUUUGGCAGGCGCCUCGUGGUCAGCCUGGGCACUGUCGAGGUACUGAAGCAGCACAUCAACCCCAACAGGAUGUCCAACCCUUUUGGAACCAUGCUGAAGUCGUUGCUAAGUCACUGGCCGGGUGGUGGGACUAUGGACGAGCACCACCUGCGGGAGCGGCUGUGUGACCGUGGUGUGACGGAGGCUCUGCACAAGAACUUCCAGCUCCUGCUAAAGCUUUCAGAAGAGUUGUUAGACAUUUGGCUCACCUACCCAGGGACCCAGCAUGUGCCGCUCAGCCAGCAUGUGCUUGGCUUUGCCAUGAAGUCUGUUACAAGGGUGGUAAUGGGCAGCACAUUCGAAGACGACCAGGAAGUCAUUCAAUUCCAAAAGAAUCAUGGCAUGGUUUGGUCUGAGAUUGGAAAAGGCUUUCUAGAUGGGUCACUUGAUAAAAGUGCAACUCGGAAGAAACCAUAUGAAGAUGCACUUGGUCAAUUGGAAUCGAUUUUAAAGAAAAUCAUAAAAGAACGCAAAGAAAAGAGCUUCAGUCAACAUACGUUCAUUGACUCCUUAGUACAGGGAAACCUUAAUGACCAACAGAUUCUAGAAGACAGUAUGAUAUUUUCUCUGGCUGGUUGCAUAAUAACUGCAAAAUUAUGUACUUGGACGAUCUAUUUUUUAACCACUUCUGAAGAAGUUCAAAAAAAACUAUAUGAAGAGAUAGACCAGGUUUUGGGGAAGAGUCCUCUUACACCAGAGAAAAUUGAGCAGCUCAGGUACUGUCGGCAAGUGCUUUGUGAAACGGUUCGAACUACCAAGUUGACCCCAGUUUCUGCCCAGCUUCAAGAUACUGAAGGAAAGAUUGAUCAAUUCAUUAUUCCUAGAGAGACCCUGGUCCUGUAUGCCCUCGGGGUAGUACUUCAGGAUCCAAAUACGUGGCCAUCACCAUACAAGUUUGAUCCAGAUCGCUUUGAUGAUGACUCAGUGAUGAAAACUUUCUCUUCGCUUGGAUUUUCAGGCACACAGGAAUGUCCAGAAUUGAGGUUUGCGUAUAUGGCGGCCACAGUCCUUCUGAGUGUGUUGGUGCGGAGACUCUGCCUCCUUCCUGUGAUGGGGCAGGUCGUGGAAACAAAGUACGAACUGGUUACAGCCACAAGGGAGGAAGUCUGGAUCACUGUCUCAAAGAGAACUUAAAAUUGUGCACAUUUAAAAAUUUUGUUAAAUAGACUGAAGAAAAUGACCAUUUAGAAAAUACAUGAUAAGUCCAAGUAUCAUUUUAUAAUGUAAAUGCCUAGUGUUACUUUAUUAUGUAAAUUUUAUAUUAGAUUUUCUUAAUGCAUGAAAUGCACUUAUACUUAAUUACACCAAUAUAUUGAUACGUCCAAUAGAGAGCUUAGUUUUCUAUUUUUAAUUUUUAUUUUAUAAGCCAUUAUUUUUAUCGUUUUCUUAUUUUGAUCUCUAAAAUGAAUAUUCUAGAAGAGAGAAAUUAUCUUUUUUUUUUUUGAGAAAUUAUCUUGUACAAGUUGGAAUCGUUUUUUCUGAAUGUUUAUAAAGAAAAACACAGUCCUAAUUGCUUUUUGUACUUUAAAUGAAUCACUUUAAAGGGAAAUAAAGAGGAUUUACUAUAA
Cavia porcellus (domestic guinea pig) is the source of this 2223-nucleotide messenger RNA. Its product is annotated as cytochrome P450 20A1. Gene Ontology annotation, cellular component: membrane. Gene Ontology annotation, molecular function: monooxygenase activity; heme binding; oxidoreductase activity, acting on paired donors, with incorporation or reduction of molecular oxygen. The coding region runs from base 686 to 1789 and encodes 367 amino acids. The record is from RefSeq and is a predicted model, not a curated record. NCBI's taxonomy places the organism in Eukaryota, Metazoa, Chordata, Mammalia, Rodentia, Caviidae. The transcript has 14 exons.